This is a messenger RNA of Closterium sp. NIES-65, 642 nucleotides long. NCBI's taxonomy places the organism in Eukaryota, Viridiplantae, Streptophyta, Zygnematophyceae, Desmidiales, Closteriaceae. The record is from the annotation of a GenBank genome assembly.
AUGCGCAUCUUGGAGAGCCUAGGAGACGCCAUGGAGCCACGAAGCAAUGGCAUUCACCGCCUGCUCGUGCACUGCCCCAUUGCCCCCGCUGCUAUCACCCCCCAACACCGCACAGUGGAGCAGCUGGGCCUCGCGGACCCGCUCUUCCCGCCCCUCGCUAUAGUGUCGAGCAUUACAGUCACUGCCGCGCUCAGGCUCAUGCAGCGCGCGGGAGGUGUGAGAGCAGUGGCGGUGGUGGCAAGGAGUGCGGAAGAGGAGGAGCGGAUGGAGGAGGGCGAGGGGUAUGGUGCCUCCUCUGCUGCUGAUGCUGGUGCUGGUGAUGGGGCAGGAGGAAGGGGAGGAGGAGGGGGUGGGCCAGGGAGAGGGAGGGAGAGGGGUGAGGCGGGGUGGGCGAGAGGGGGCCGGCUGCUGGGCCUUUUGUCGGUAUCAGAUCUGAGAGGCAUGGACGCGGUGACGCUAGCACAGCUGACAUCCAUGAAGGUGAGGGUUGCUCCACUCACGUGCGCUUCCAACCCCCCUAACCCACAGGCGCGGGACUUCCGGGCGCACAUGACAUCUUUAUCCCCCGAGGGUCACCGGCCGUCCAUCACGUGCUGCAUGGCGGCGCCUCUGGCUAAGGAGAUGGCAGUGGCAGCCACUUGA